Messenger RNA from Malania oleifera, 3026 nucleotides. RefSeq names its product WD repeat-containing protein PCN-like. NCBI's taxonomy places the organism in Eukaryota, Viridiplantae, Streptophyta, Magnoliopsida, Santalales, Ximeniaceae. Gene Ontology annotation, molecular function: protein binding. Gene Ontology annotation, biological process: meristem growth; meristem maintenance. The transcript is spliced from 11 exons. Bases 188 to 2659 code for a protein of 823 amino acids. The record is from RefSeq and is a predicted model, not a curated record.
CCCAGGGCCUAAAACCCUCAAAAACCUAACCUCUUCGCGGCGCCUUCGUCUCUCUACUUCCCCACUUCUAUUCUCAUGCUCCCUCUCUUGUCUCUCCGCGCCCCCUUCUCCACGCACAGACCUCGAAACCCCAAACACUGACCGCUGAUCGAUACUUCCCGUCCAUCAUCAGAUUGCCGUUCAGAAAAUGCUUGAGGUCUAUCGUAACAGCUCCAGCUCCAUCGAGUGGAAGCCAUCGCCGGUAGUGGCCCUAGCAACCAGCGUCGACGACUCCCAGGUUGCCGCCGCCCGCGAGGACGGUUCGCUCGAGAUUUGGCUCGUCUCUCCCGGCGCUGUCGGCUGGCACUGUCAGCUGACGAUACAUGGAAAUCCUAAUUCUCGAGUUUCGUCGCUCGCGUGGUGCCGUUCUGCUUCCAGAGGCGCGCCUCCAGGUCGUUUGUUCUCGUCCAGUAUAGACGGAUCAGUGUCCGAGUGGGAUCUCUUUGACUUGAAGCAGAAGACUGCUCUAGAGUCGCUUGGUGUCUCAAUUUGGCAAAUGGCUGUGGCACCUAGCAGUGGUCCAGAACUCCAUGCAGAGCAGGAAUCCCACAACAUUGGAAAUGGGUAUUCAAAUGAUAAAAUCGACGAGGCUGAUGAUUAUGGAACCAAUGAAAGUGAGGACGAUGCAGAUUCAGUUGAGCUCUCUGAGCAACCAGUCAACGAAAACCUGUCCGUAGCACUGGCUUGUGAUGAUGGAUGUGUGCGAAUAUACAAUAUAUCUGACACAGAGGAGUUAGUUUACAAUAAAUCAUUGCCUAGGGUCAGUGGGCGCAUUUUGAGUGUGACCUGGAGUGCCAAUGCAAAGAUGAUAUAUUCGGGGAGCAGUGAUGGGUUUAUAAGAUGCUGGGAUGCUAAACUGGCUCAUGAGAUUUACAGGAUAACAGCAGGACUGGGAGGACUGGGCAGUGGUUCAGAUCUCUGCAUAUGGUCUUUACUUGCCCUGAGGUGUGGGACACUUGUCAGUGCAGAUAGUACCGGUAGUGUUCAGUUUUGGGACAGUCAACAUGGAACUCUUUUACAGGCUCAUUCUUUACACAAAGGAGAUGUCAAUGCUCUGGCUGCAACCCCUGGCCAUAACAGAGUUUUUUCUGCUGGUUCUGAUGGUCAGGUUAUUCUUUAUAAGCUCUCUAGCAGUACAACUGGAUCUGCUGAUAAAAAUUCAUCUUCAAAAGAGAUGAAGCAAUGGGUCUAUGUUGGUUAUGUAAGAGCCCAUACGCAUGAUGUCAGGGCCUUGACUGUGGCUGUACCCAUCAGCCGAGAAGAUCCGCUUCCGGAUGAAAAGGUAAAAAGGGUUCGCUGUAGAGAGAAGCCAAUUGAUUUUAGUUAUCAUAAGUGGGCCCAUCUGGGAGUUCCUAUGCUUGUCUCUGCUGGUGAUGAUACUAAACUCUUUGCCUACUCUGCCAAGGAAUUCACUAAGUUCUCUCCACAUGAUAUCUGCCCUGCACCUCAAAGAGUACUUAUUCAACUUGUGCUGAGUACAGCUGUUAAUCAGACACCUUUGCUUCUAGUUCAGGCUCCUAAUUGGUUAGAUAUUCUCAGUCUUCGUACAAAAAAUGGUGCUGUUCCUGGUGUGGGUACUAGCCCUUCUGGAAUUGUUACAAGCACGGAGUUGUUGGCUCGAGUUAAAAGUAAGGCAUCUCAGAAGAUUAUUUGCAGCACCAUUUCUACUUCAGGGGCGCUUUUUGCUUAUUCAGACCAUGUGAAACCCAGCCUGUUUGAACUGAAGAGGUGUGGUGUUGGAAAAAGUGCGUGGGCUGUUAAUAAAAGGAAACUACCUCGGAAGCUUCCAUUUGCCCAUUCCAUGAUUUUCAGUUUUGAUUCUUCUCGCCUGAUAAUAGCUGGACAUGACAGAAGGAUAUAUGUUGUUGAUGUGGGAAGCUCAGAUCUAUUGCACACCUUUACUCCUUGCCGUAGUGAGCAUGAUGAAGAAUUGCCCCCCAGUGAGCCUCCUAUAACAAGGAUGUUUACCAGUUCUGAUGGGCAGUGGCUAGCUGCUAUAAACUGCUUUGGGGAUAUAUACCUCUUCAAUUUGGAGAUACAUAGGCAGCACUGGUUCAUUUCAAGAUUGGAUGGUGCCUCUGUUACAGCUGGUGGUUUUCCUCCACGAGACAGCAAUGUGCUAUUAAUCACCACCUCAUCAAACCAGGUUUAUGCAUUUGAUGUGGAGGCCAAACAGUUGGGUGAGUGGUCAACACGACACUCAUUUUUUCUGCCUCGAAGAUAUCAAGAAUUUCCUGGGGAAGUUCUUGGGGUUUCUUUCCUGCCGUCCUCAAGCUCAUCGGCAGUUAUCGUUUAUAGUGCCAGGGCAAUGUGCUUGAUUGAUUUUGGGAUGCCGGUGGAUCGAGAUAAUGACAGUGACUUGAUUAAUGGUUUGGAUUCAUCAUCAAAGAAGUUGCAAAAUUCUCCCAUCAAUGGAAGACUGAAACGUAAGUUGCAAGACCAUAAUUUAGAAGUCAAACUAAUUGGUAGGAAGAAUUUUGAGUUUUGUGCUUUCAGAGAUCCUGUUUUAUUUGUUGGGCACCUUUCAAAAAAUGCCAUCUUGGUUAUAGACAAACCUUGGAUGGAGGUGGUCAGAACUUUUGAUGCCCCGCCUGUUCAUAGACAUAUUUACGGGACGUAAUUAGCUCAUCAAAGAUGGUUUUUUUUAUAGCCUACGAGGGAGAGUGGCAAGCAAUCCCUUAUUCAAUUUUGCACUUCUAUGUGCGCACUGCCUCACUUUGUUUUCUUGUGGAGAGGGGGGGAAUAGGUCCGAAGCAUGUUGUGUAAUGUAUUCGUUAAUUAUGCUAGUUAACCUUUAUGUAGUCUUGUUUUGUAUUUUUUUUUUGUUUGAGCCAUAAUUUUAUUAACUUGCUUUGAAUUUUGCACCCCUGAUGCCAUGUUUAUGUAACAUUGGUUCAUUUGAGCAACAAAGGUAUUGAGUUUCUGUACAUAUUCUGGAAUACAAUUUCUGAAAGGACAAUAUACAUUCAGUUUAUUCCUGGCAGAAA